Messenger RNA from Varanus komodoensis (Komodo dragon), 1116 nucleotides. RefSeq names its product phosducin-like protein 2. NCBI's taxonomy places the organism in Eukaryota, Metazoa, Chordata, Lepidosauria, Squamata, Varanidae. The record is from RefSeq and is a predicted model, not a curated record. The transcript is spliced from 8 exons. Gene Ontology annotation, biological process: protein folding. Gene Ontology annotation, cellular component: cytoplasm. The coding region runs from base 1 to 1116 and encodes 371 amino acids.
AUGACAAGUUCAGGUUGUAGUAACCAAUCAGGACCAGAUCAGGAACCAGAUAUACAUAUCAGGCAGAACAAGGACAUCAUCAGGAAGAAGCUCAGGGUCAAGAACCAGGAAGUCACACAGAGGUGCAGGUAUCUUGGACAGGAUAACAGAGCUGGAUACAUGCAAAGCAUCAUGCAGGUACUUGAAGCGGGGUACAUAGCAAGGCAAGAUACAGGGGACAACAGGAACCAAAUACAGCAAAGACCAGGCAUGAUGCAGGAGCUGAAACACAGUAGGAAAACUUGCAUUGCUGAGGCAACACAAGAAAGGGUACACAGCAAGAUAGAUGAUGUGUGUUCUACUUACCUGACCAGGGAUACACCAUCUCAGUCAUCUAAUGUGCUAGAAGAUCUUUGCUUUAUGGUUCUGGAACUUCUACAGAAAGCCCAGGACCCAAAUGAAGAUACAGAAUGGAAUGACAUAUUAAGAGAUUUUGGGAUCCUGCCUCCAAAAGAAGAGGUAAAGGAUGAAAUUGAAGAAAUGGUUUUACGUUUACAGAAAGAAGCAGAAGUGAAGCCAUAUGAAAAAAUGACUAUGAAACAACUGAAAGAAGCUGAAGAUGUAUUUGAUGAGGAAGAUAUGAAAGCUGUUGAAAUGUAUCGGAAACAACGUUUAGAAGAAUUAAAAUCUCUACAAAAAAGACAAAGAUAUGGAGAACUCAGAGAAAUCUCUGGUGAACAGUAUGUAAAGGAAGUUACAAAUGCACAAAAAGAUGUGUCAGUUGUUAUUCAUCUGUACAGAUCAAGCAUUCCAAUGUGUUUAUUAAUUAAUAGACACCUCAGCUUACUGGCCACAAAGUUUCCUGAAACAAAGUUUGUGAAAGCCAUUGCUGAUAGCUGCAUUGAAAAUUACCAUGACAAUUGUUUACCUACUUUAUUUGUGUAUGAAAAUGGAGAGAUAAAAGGCAAGUUCAUUGGAAUUACAGAAUGUGGAGGCGUACAGCUUACAGUAGAAGAACUUGAAUGGAAGUUGGCAGAUGUCGGUGCUCUAAAAACUGAUUUAGAAGAAAAUCCCAAGAAAAAUGUUGUGGAUUUGAUGACAUCUUCACUUAGAAAUGUCUCCAUAAAUGAGAAAUAG